Triticum dicoccoides is the source of this 1586-nucleotide messenger RNA. Its product is annotated as phospholipase A1-II 6-like. Bases 1 to 1257 code for a protein of 418 amino acids. Lineage: Eukaryota; Viridiplantae; Streptophyta; Magnoliopsida; Poales; Poaceae. The record is from RefSeq and is a predicted model, not a curated record. The transcript is spliced from 2 exons. Gene Ontology annotation, molecular function: glycerophospholipid phospholipase A1 activity. Gene Ontology annotation, biological process: lipid metabolic process.
AUGGACAUAUCGGAGCAAGGGCGCAUCGUCGGACCGAUCACGGCGACGGCGGCGGCGAGUUGGAAGGAGCUCCACGGCGAGCGGUCGUGGGACGGGCUGUUGCGGCCGCUGGACCUGGACCUGAGGCGCACGUUGAUCUGGUACGGUGAGAUGGCGCAGGCAACGUACGACGCGUUCAACCACGAGAGGCACUCGCCGCACGCCGGACUCUCGAGGUUCGGCAGGAAGCGCUUCUUCGAGCGCGUGAUGCUGCCGGGCCACGCCGCCGCGUACCGGGUCACCAGGUUCCUGUACGCCACGUCCUCCGCCCCCGCCGCUCCGGCCGCCGCGUUCGUGAGGAGCCGCCAUCCGCGGCACCGGUGCAAGGAGUCCAACUGGAUCGGGUACGUCGCGGUGACCACGGAUGCGGGGAAGGCGGUGCUCGGGCGCCGGGACGUGGUCGUCGCGUGGCGCGGCACGAUCCAGGCGCUGGAGUGGGUCGACGACCUCGAGUUCUCCAUGGUGCAUCCCAAGGGCAUCCUUGGCGACGCCGAUGCCAUGGUGCACCGUGGCUGGUUCUCCAUCUACACCUCCAACGACCCGGCCUCCACCCACAACAAGGAAAGCGCGAGAAGCCAGGUGCUGGCCGAGGUGCGGAAGCUGGUAGACAUGUACAAGGACGAGGAGGUGAGCAUCACGGUGACCGGGCACAGCCUCGGAGCGGCGCUGGCUACCCUGAACGCCUUCGACAUCGUCGAAAACGGCUACAACUGCACGGUCUCGGCGACGUUCCCCGUCACGGCGUUUGCGUUCGCCAGCCCGCGCGUGGGCGGCGCCGGAUUCAAGAAGCGGUUCGACGCCGCGGCCGUGGCCGUCGGCCUCCGCGUCCUGCGCGUCCGCAACGCCCGGGACAUCGUACCCAGGUACCCGGCGCUGCUGUACCACGACGUGGGCUCCGAACUGGCCAUCGACACCGGCGCGUCGCCGUACCUGAGGGCGACCGGGGACAGGCGCGUGUGGCACAACCUGGAGUGCUACCUGCACGGUGUGGCGGGCGCGCCGACGGCGGCCGGAGGAGCGUUCGAGCUCGUGGUGGAACGGGACGUGGCCCUUGUGAACAAGUUGUACGAUGCGCUGAGAGAGGAGCACGGGGUGCCUGCGGGGUGGUGGGUGCCGUGGAACAAGGGCAUGGUGAAGGGGGACGACGGACGCUGGAGGCUGGUGGACUGCGAAGACGAGGAUGGGGAGGACGCCGUCGUGCCGCCGGUGAACAAGUGAAGUGGACGCCUCCAUAUCAGGGUCGCGUCAUGCAUGCAUGCACCAAAGUCAGUUGAUUGUUAGUCUCUCCCAAUAUAAGUCGUUUUAGCAAGCUAUAAAACGACCUAUAUAUUGAAACAGAGGAAGUUUUUUUUUUGUUUCGUAUUCGGGAUGUCUAUUAUCUGGAGUAUUAUUUGGAAGCUUCAUAGUAAAUUGUACUCCCUCCGUUCCAUAAUAUAAAAACACUUUUUACACUAGUGUAGUGUAGAAAACGUUCUUAUAUUAUGUGACAGAGGGAGUAAUUAUGUUUUAAUUGUGGGAUUAUAGCCCAGGACUUAAUGUAAUGUUAU